AAAAAACAAAAAAAAUAAAAGCUUUUUCAUUUGUUUUUUUUUACCUUUCUCUUUCAUAUAACCCUAAAAGGUCUUCUAAUUGUUAGUUGUGAGAAGAAGAGAGGAAAAGUGAGAGAGAGGAAGGAAAACAAGAGGCCAUAGGUUUGCAACCAGCAAGGAAGAAGAGCAUCAAGGAGACCACAAAUCACAUUGGGGAGGCCAUAGGCUUGCAUUGAGAGCAUCAAGGAGUCCAAAGCAAGACUUCUCAACUCAUUUGAAAGAGCCUUCACGUUUAAAAAACAUUCAUUUUUCACAAUGCCUAAAAAGGAUGAGGCUUGGAAAUAUACUGAAGACUUUAUUGGCAGACAAAAAAAUCAAACAAAAUGUUUUUUUUGUAAAGAAAUUAAUUUUGGUGGCAUCAAUAGAUUUAAAUACCAUAUUGCCGGCAUACCUGGCCAUGAUAUUGAGGUAUGCAAAUUACAAACUCCUGAGGCAAAACAUUUCUUUUAUGUCCAAUUAGAAACACAUGAACAAGAAAAGUUAACUAAGAAGAGGCAAUUGGAAGAGUUAAGUGCUAUUGGCUCCCAUGCACCCACAUCCGCAUCCGCAUCCACAUCCGUAGGCUGUGUUGGAGAGGGUUCUUCCAUGCCUCCCUUUCACCCUAGUGCUUCUGCUAGUGCUAGUCCUAGUGGCGCUAUUACCUUUGGCCCUAGAGUUCGGAAAUCCAGGUUGGAUAGUUAUUUUGUGCCGCGUAGUACUCCUGGGGCACAACCCUUGCUUGAGGGCAUGGGUUGGAACAAGGAGGUUCAUGAUGCUGCAAGAAAACAAAUUUGCAAGUUUUGGUACUUUUGCAACAUUCCAUUUAUUGCAGCCAGGUCUCUUUAUUGGCAAGGCAUGGUAGAUUCCAUAACCAUUUGUGGUGCGGGGUUUAAAGCCCCUAUCGAUGCUGAGUUAAGUGGCCCCCUCUUGUUACAAAUGGUUGAGGAUAUGAAAGUUGAGCUAGAGGACCACCGACAGUCUUGGAGCCAAAAGGGUUGCACCAUCAUGACAGAUGGUUGGACAGAUAGGAGGAAUAGAACACUCCUAAAUUUUCUUGUUUCCUGCGGAGGAUCCACCAUGUUCUUGAAAUCUAUUGAUGCUUCCUCACAUGUGAAAAAUGCCACAUACUUAUGUGAGGCUAUUGAGGAAGUCAUACAAGAGGUGGGGGAAGAAAAUGUGGUGCAGGUGGUGACAGAUAAUGCAGCAAGUUAUGUUGCUGCAAGUAAAUUUUGAACUUUUCAA
Molecule: messenger RNA, 1260 nt
Organism: Cryptomeria japonica (Japanese cedar)
Lineage: Eukaryota; Viridiplantae; Streptophyta; Pinopsida; Cupressales; Cupressaceae
Exons: 4
Coding region: 295-1251 (318 amino acids)
Source: RefSeq, a predicted model, not a curated record